CUGCGAUCCAUCUGCCUUGCACUCACCAAACUUCAUCCCGCACCCUUGCUCAUUCAAUACCAUGAAGCUGACAGCUGUCCUCUGCACCGCCGUUGCUCUCGCCGGCCUGACUUGCGCCGCGCCCACCGGCAACCCCGGCUCGCCUGCUCAGUUCAAUUGCAUGGCUGAUGUCCUCGCCCAUAACUACCUGCACAAGCGCAGCGGCAGCUGGAGCUACGAAGGCAAGACCGGCCCUGCCCACUGGGCCGAGCUCGACCCCUCGUUCGCCAAAUGCGCCCAGGGCCAGAACCAGUCCCCCAUCAACCUCGAGGAUGAGCACCUCCUCUCCCAUCAGGGACCUUCCAUCAGCUGGUGCAAGUCCGUUCAAAAGGCCACCUUUGUCAACAACGGCCAUACCGUCCAGGUCAACAUCCCGGCCAGCAGCGCCUCGGCUCUGACCGUCGGCAACCAGACCUACACCCUCAAGCAGUUCCACUUCCACUCGCCUUCCGAGCACCACAAGCAUGAGAAAUAUUACCCCCUCGAGGCCCACUUUGUCCAUGCCACUUCCGAUCAGCCUCCCAAGCUCGCUGUUGUUGGCGUCUUCUUCGAGCUCAGCAAUUGGCCCAACAUGUUCCUUGCCCAGCUGGUCGAUUACAUCCCUGGCAAGACCAACCAGACUCGCGAGAUCCCCGAGCUCAAGCUGGACUGGCUCAGCCGGCACAUCCAAGGCGAUCAGUUUUGGCAGUACUCUGGCUCGCUCACAACUCCCCCCUGCUCCGAGGGGGUCUCUUGGAACGUCGUUGACUCGCCCCUCACCAUCUCCAUGGCUCAACUCAAGGCUUUCACCAAGGCCAUGCCUUACAACUCUCGCUUCACGCUGUAAACGACCCUGUCGGCGCCCGUCAGGCACCUGACUCGGUCUCCUCUGUAGCAUCGAGCUCCUCUAUUGAAUGCAUCCGGUUAUCCCUGGGAGGCCAGCGUGCAGGUCCAUAGCGUUCCCAAAACGAAAUGGGACAGCCCGUUUUGAGCCAGGACAGCUAUUUUGUUCUGGAACCUGAAUACACACACCCGCUCAUUGCAAUCAUGGCCAAACACAGCACCCUCGACUUCCGCAUCGCGAGGAAAGGCAUGGAAUAUCGAUUCACA
Molecule: messenger RNA, 1128 nt
Organism: Polychytrium aggregatum
Lineage: Eukaryota; Fungi; Chytridiomycota; Chytridiomycetes; Polychytriales
Product: alpha carbonic anhydrase
Exons: 3
Coding region: 62-865 (267 amino acids)
Molecular function (GO): zinc ion binding; carbonate dehydratase activity
Source: RefSeq, a predicted model, not a curated record